GAAGAGUGCUGUGCUUUACAAGAGAAACACUCCAGGCGAAGAAGAAGAACGUUUGAAGACACGGGUGCCGUUGCGAAGGCAAGGCAAUACUCCGUACCCAAACAGAAAACACUGCUGGCGCCUGGCGAGCCACUCGCGGCGCGGCACAAGCGGAGACGUGUAGGUGUGUUAUCCCGGCCUGACCCUGGCCCUGACCCUGACCCCACCUGCACGUGACAGCCUGCCGGCGGGCCAGGGCUGUGUUGUGGUGACCACCCCUGCUGCACACCAGCCCAACAACAACAGCCACGAACACCCUGUACUACCGGGGCUUGGAGGCCGUAGUCCCGUGGCCUGACCAGCCCCCAAAACGCGGAGGAGGAGGAUCUUUUCUGAGGGUGACACAUCUUGGAGUCAUGGAGACCAUGGAGGUUUCCUGCCAUGAUGUGGAUGUGAAACUAGCAGGAGUCAAGAGGAAGGCUGUUACAGAAGAAUCGAGGAUCAACAAGAAGCAAACAACACUGUUACCACAGAUUGAUGUUGGAUGUGGUAAACUCCCUGUUCCUGGAAGUUUUUUGAAAUUACAAGAAGUCUUAGAUAUUUGCAGACACCCAAAAAAUAUUCUUGAGUCUGUGCCACCAGGAAAGAAAAGCAAUGUAUUCUAUAUUGUUGAUGACUCAAUAAAUGCUCUCAGAAGAGAAAGGGAUCAACCAGUCAAAUAUGAUGAUGACUGUGGAAAGUGGACAUCCAAAGAUUUCACUCGAACCUUUUAUGUUCAAAAUGUUGAAGGGAUAGCUAGAUGCUUGAAAACGAAAAAUAAUCUUUUUUAUAAAGACUCACAUGCCAAGGGUGGGUCUUUUGUGGCUCCUUUGAACCCGCAACCAGACCCAAGUACCCUAAUUAGGGUUCAUCGGCGUAUAUUCCUAUCUUCCAGAAGCAGCUUCAGGAGGCGCAUUACAGCAAUGUCAGGAAGUGGUAUGAGAACCAUUGCACUCAUUGAGUACAGUGAUGCCUCGAGUGCUGUACAUGGAACAGAUGACAAAGGAAUUGAUAAUAAGGAAGAAAGUACCAAGAUUGCUGUGAACCCCAAAGAUUUCCAUAGAAUAGAGAACAAGUUUGUUCAUAAUGCAGAAAAAAGUUCCAGUAUUGCUGCAGACUCUAAAGACGUGUUUGGGACAGACAAUGUUCAUAAAUCUGAAAAAAGUUCCAGUAUUGCUGUGAACUCUGGACAUGUGCUUGGGACAGACAAGAAUGUUGCUCAUAAAUCUGAAAAAAGUUCCAGUAUUGCUGUGAACUCUGGACAUGUGCUUGGGACAGACAAGAAUGUUGCUCAUGAAUCUGAAAAAGGUUCCAGUAUUGCUGUGAACUCUGAACAUGUGCUUGGGACAGACAAAAAUGUUGUUCAUAAAUCUGAAAAAGGUUCCAGUAUUGCUGUGAACUCUGAACAUGUGCUUGGGACAGACAAGAAUUUUGUUCAGAAUGCAAAAGACUGUAGUACCAAUAUUGCUGUGAACUCCAAACAUGUGCUGGAAGCAAAGAAGAAAGUUGUUCAUAAUGUGGCUAAAAGACCUAGAGGUAGGCCUCGUCUUAAUAGAGUUCAUAAUGUAGUGAGGAGACCAAGGAGUAGGCCUCCUAUGAAUAUAGGCCAUAAUGUGGUAAAAAGGCCUAGGCGUAGGCCUCCUAGGUACAGAGUCAGUUGUGGUGAUGCUGAAGCAAACUACCAUAGGAGCAGCAAAGUACGCAGAACAAGACUAAAGACGUGCAAGUACCCCACUCCUAAGGAAUGUAGCAGUAAUGGUAAGCCAACUUUUGAACCUCAUGAAGAAUUAGUGGGUCAUGACAAAAGGGUUCCCAUGAGCAGCAGACAGCCAUCACACAAACCAGGCCAUGCCACCACAGGGAUGCAGAAGGAUACUGCAGGGUAUGAUGAAGACUUUCUGAUGGUUGGCAUGUUAGAAGAAAAUCCAAAUGUCCAGGAAGUAAUCAGCAGAAAAUCUAAGCCCCCGUGUGUCAUUUUGUAUAGUGACAAGCAAUUCAGUGAUAUGAAGAGGAACCUUGAGUGUGAAUGUAUAUUGGGAGUGGACUGCACUCACAAGUUUGGUGAUUGUUAUGUCACCAUGACAGUCUACCAGAACUCCAGAGCACUACACAAAGACACAGUUGAGCCACUCCUGUUCCUGGGCCCUGUGUACCUUCACUGGGAUAAGGAGUGUUUGACGUAUGUGUCUUUCUUUUCACAUAUAAUGGACAAGUUAGAGGGCAUUGAGCCUACUAUUGAGGUGAAAUUAGGAAAUGAUGUUGAGUUACAAUUGUUCAGAGCAUUGAAUAUUUCUUUCCAACAUCACCGUAUAUACUUGACUGUCAUCAUCUGA
Molecule: messenger RNA, 2351 nt
Organism: Eriocheir sinensis (Chinese mitten crab)
Lineage: Eukaryota; Metazoa; Arthropoda; Malacostraca; Decapoda; Varunidae
Exons: 2
Coding region: 396-2351 (651 amino acids)
Source: RefSeq, a predicted model, not a curated record